Messenger RNA from Lichtheimia ornata, 462 nucleotides. RefSeq lists its product as uncharacterized. The record is from RefSeq and is a predicted model, not a curated record. NCBI's taxonomy places the organism in Eukaryota, Fungi, Mucoromycota, Mucoromycetes, Mucorales, Lichtheimiaceae. Gene Ontology annotation, molecular function: protein binding. The coding region runs from base 1 to 462 and encodes 153 amino acids. The transcript has a single exon.
AUGGAAAAACCACCGGACUUGGUACCUUUGGAACAGCAUCGAUUGGAUCUGGAGUUGCGUUCGCAUCCUUUACGUGGUCGAGGAGUAUUCACCAAGGCAAGAAUCCCAAGAAACACACUUGUCGAAAUAUCACCUGUAUUACUUUUUAGAAAGGACGAAUAUAAACAACACGGCCAAUACACUGUUCUCGAUCACUACACUUACAUUUGGAGAGACGGCCAAUUCGCACUUGCCCUCGGUCUCGGCUCCAUGUUCAAUCACGACAAGAAUCCCAAUGUGGGCUAUUUCCGUGAUCUCGACAACAACCUUAUUCGCUAUGUGACGUCAAGGGAUAUUGAACCUGAAGAGGAAUUGUGCAUCUUCUACGGCUCCAAUCUAUGGUUUGAGGACACCAACGACGACGAUAAAGAAUCAAUACCCGAUGAGGAUGAUAUCUUGGCAACUGGAUUCAAUCUCGAUUAA